Molecule: messenger RNA, 1462 nt
Organism: Indicator indicator
Lineage: Eukaryota; Metazoa; Chordata; Aves; Piciformes; Indicatoridae
Gene: SMPDL3A
Product: sphingomyelin phosphodiesterase acid like 3A
Exons: 8
Coding region: 1-1359 (452 amino acids)
Biological process (GO): sphingomyelin catabolic process
Molecular function (GO): sphingomyelin phosphodiesterase activity
Source: RefSeq, a predicted model, not a curated record
AUGGAGCUACGGUGGGGGCGCGCCGCCUGCUCGGCCCUCGGCCUGGCACUGCUCUGCUCCACGCUAGCGGCGGCGCCGACCGGACCGCAGCCCCGCUCUGCUAUGGGGCAGUUCUGGCAUGUAUCUGACCUACAUUUAGAUCCGACUUACCACAUUACCCCUGAUCGCACCAAAGUUUGUUCCUCUUCCAAAGGAGCCAAUGCCUCCAACCCAGGCCCUUUUGGAGACUUUUUGUGUGAUUCUCCGUAUCAACUUAUUUUGUCAGCAUUUGCAUUCAUGAAGGAUUCAAAACAGCAGGCUUCAUUCAUAAUUUGGACAGGAGAUAGCCCUCCUCAUGUUCCAGUACAAGAACUCUCCACAAAGUUGGUCAUUAGCAUAAUUGGCAAUAUGAGUGCUACAAUUCGUCAUUUCUUUCCAGAUCUUCAGGUUUUCCCAGCUUUGGGCAAUCAUGACUACUGGCCACAGGAUCAGCUUCCUGUAACUACCAGUGAAGUUUACAAUGCUGUAGCAGAUUUCUGGAAACCUUGGCUGACUGAUGAAGCAAUCAAUACCUUCAGAAAAGGUGGCUUCUACACUCAGCUGUUUCAAUCCAGUGGAAGCUCUCAACCACUCAGGAUAAUCAGUCUGAACACAAAUUUAUAUUACAGCCCCAACAGUGUGACUGUUAAUAUCACUGACCCAGCCAACCAGUUUGCCUGGCUGGAGGGAAUACUAGAAGCCUCUUCACAAAAGAAGGAAAAGGUGUAUGUAAUAGGCCAUGUGCCAGUGGGAUACCUGCCCUUUGCCAGGAACACCACAGCUAUCAGGGAGCACUACAACGAGAGACUGGUAAAGAUCUUCCGCAAGUACAGCGCUGUCAUCGCGGGGCAGUUUUUUGGCCACACACACAGAGAUAGUGUCAUGGUCCUCCUGGAUGAGGAAGGAAAGCCAGUAAAUUCCCUGUUUGUGGCACCUGCUGUAACCCCAGUGAAGAAUGUAUGGCAAAUGGAGUCCAAUAACCCUGGUGUCAGAUUGUAUCAAUAUGAUCUUCUUGAUUAUAGCUUGCUGGAUCUUUGGCAGUUUUACUUGGACCUCAGAGAUGCAAACAAGAGAAAUGAAUCAGAGUGGAAAUUAGAAUACAUCCUGACUAAAGCUUAUGGCAUCGAAGACUUGAAGCCAGAAAGCCUGUAUGAAAUGGCCAAGAAGUUGUCUCUGCCACACAGCAUACUGUUUGAGCAGUAUUACAGUAACUUCAUUGUAAGUUAUGACAAAACCAUGGUCUGUGAAGAGGGGUGCAAGACUUGCCAAAUCUGUGCAAUCCAAUAUUUGGAUUACUCCUCGUACACAGAUUGUAUCAACCAGAAGGAAGUGUGGAGAUGAAGUCCCCAGACAGUUUGUGCUGAUACUGACUUUGGCCUGUGAUUUACAGAACCUCAUCCUUUUACUCAAGCAGUGGCAUGCUGUGAGACUUCUGUGAAUUUCA